Molecule: messenger RNA, 324 nt
Organism: Helobdella robusta
Lineage: Eukaryota; Metazoa; Annelida; Clitellata; Rhynchobdellida; Glossiphoniidae
Exons: 3
Coding region: 1-324 (107 amino acids)
Source: RefSeq, a predicted model, not a curated record
AUGAAUGUCCCGAGUUUACGCUGUGCAAUAAAAAGUGUCAGUUCGGCUACUAUAGAGACGAAAACAAUUGCAGAGUCUGCCAAUGCUGGAAUCCUUGCUGGGAAUAUAAAAAUAAUGGUACAAUUUAACCAUUCCACAGAAUCACUUAACACAAAUUACAUGCUAUCACACAUUCAUUCAAAUUUUCACCACAUAACACUAUGCUAUGGAUUCAAGCUAAGAAAUAAUGACGAAGAGCUUAUGCUCGACUGUCCACUCUCUAAGUGUAGGCUCGUCGAAACUCCGACCACGUCAAAACUCGAAUCCCGUGCUGUUUGUGUCUGA